CAUCAACAUAGCAGCAGGCGUACAGCGCAGACUUUGCUGUUUUGUUGCGUUUGUGGUCGCGUAUAAAGAGUUUUAAAAACACUUUUCUUUGUGUGUAUUGUUUUUAAAUAUUAAAAAUACUAGCGAAUAAUCUUCAAAAUCAAAAUUGUGUUGGCUGUGAGCUGAAAUUGCGGUGUGAAGAUCAAUUAUUCUCGUGAUCGCUACGAUCGGAAGAAGUGUUGGUUGGUGUUAGAGAAGCGGUUGAACAUUGCACCAAUACUGAUUCAUACUUGUGAAUUUGACGGUGUGCGUAAGGGUUUUACGGUGUAAGAGAGUUGUUUGUUUACAUUUUCUGGAGCAUAUUUAUCAACGAAAAACGGCUGAAAACCAUUUCUUGACUCGAUCAUUGCGCGAUCUAUGAUUGUCUCGCUAUACUAGUAAUUACUAAGUAAUUUGUUUUUCUUCCAUCGAUCGGCGGAAAAAUACGUCGUGUAAAGCAUUUUGAAUGAAAUACGAAAUCAGUUAUCAUAGUGAUUCCGAGACGAUGGGAAGUCGAGCGCAGUCUGUUAUAUGCGACAAAGUCCUGGCUGGGCUUCCCCAGUUGUUGGAUGAUUUGCAAAAGCUUUCAGAAGAUCAAGAUACGGCCGAUAUUGUAUUUGUGCUAGGAACGGGCGAAGAACGGGUCUAUGCACAUCGUAUCAUUCUCAUGGCACGGUGUAAAUCGUUUCAGAAUACAAAACGAGGUGAGAUAUGUCGUAUACCAGGGUGCACUGUGUCCACCUCUGCUCCCGGUACACCAACGCCUAUUAGGUUGCCUCAUAUCGAACCGGACAUUUUUCGUCAGUUUAUCCUCUAUGUUUACACCGCAAAGAUAAUGUUGCAGGAUUCUAAAGUAUUUGAAAUGAUGACGUUAGCCCAGGAUAUGGGGGUAGAGGAGCUAAAGAUCGCAUGUGAGGAUCACGUCAGUAAAACCAUGUCCGUUGCAAAUGCGUGCACAUUUUUAACGGCUGUAAUGGAAAUCAAGGAAAAGGCUUGUGGUGCCAAAUGUGCCGCAUCGUUCCUAGAUAAAUGCAUCACAUACAUAGCUGAGAAUGCAUCGGAGUGCGUCAAAACGAAUGCAUUUCUGAACCUGACUAAAGAAGGAUUGAUUCAAGUAAUCUCGUAUGACAAUCUGGGACUAGAGGAGGAAGACGUUUGGCGUUGUGUGCUGGCCUGGGCGAAGAAUCAAGCCGGAGUGACCCAGCCCACUGCUCACUGGACGGAGGAAGAAAGACAACGCGUGUGCCAAUAUUUGGCACCGGUAAUUUCACACGUACGGUUGUUCCUAAUCGACAGUCAGGUAUUUGCUGAAGAGGUGGAACCUACCGGUGCCGUGCCGAUAGAGCUAUCGCUUGAAAGAUAUCGUAGAGCUGCCCUGCACUCCAACAAGUUGCCCACAGCAGCUGCCUCUGCAGUGCCUGUGCCGACCGGACCGUUAACCGAAAAUGAUAAACGAUUGCAGCCACGUUUAAUGCUGAAUCUGUUCCAUGGGUCCGCUAUAUUAAAAAACGAUAAAAUCCAUUUCCAAGGUACCCUGAACGGUUGGUUCGGGGCAGCAAAGCAAACGUGGCGUAUGGUGUACCGUGCCUCGACAAACGGAUUCGCCGCAUCCGCAUUCCAUCGUCAUUGCGAUGGAGUAGCACCACUGUUUAUAAUUGCUUUGAGUUCUAAUGGAGCCAUCAGUGGGGGAUUUACGGACAUUGCGUUUGCCAAAACGAACCGGAAGGGAGGAUAUUUACAUUCAGAAAAAGCGUUCCUGUUCGCGCUGAACUACAACAACGAACCACCGACAAAGUUCGAUAUAGUGAAGAAACCGUACGCUAUUUGCUAUCAUCCAGACUGUGGACCUAUAUUCGGGGCUGGAGCCGAUUUAUUAAUCUCGAAUAAUUGUAACGUAAAUAUGGAGUCGUAUUCAAAUUUUCCUCACUCGUAUGACGGUCCGAAUUCGUAUGCAUUUGGACAUUUAUUUGGUGAUUAUAACUUUACUAUAAUUGAUUAUGAAGUAUUUACGCUAGCACCGGCAACUGUUCCGGCAGGAAACAAACUGAAACACGAACGAUAUCCUUGAAAGAUAUAGAGGAAGAUGAAGACAGAAACAGGCAGAGAGAAACAGUGAGAGCGUGUAUAACAUCAGUUACGCUACAUUUACUUAUUUUUACUUUACACUUACGUUCUUGCUGUAUGUUGUAUGUUGUAACACACAUCAUAGAUAGCUAAUCUGACUAUCGAUCAUGACACUUACAUCCUUUUAAGUUCUUGUGUAAUUGUUUUAGAAAAUAGUUCUAAUCAAAUUUUCCCUUUAGAGAAUUUGAUUUAAUCAUAAAAUCUUUGUGUUGUGUUAAGAAUUAUGUUGUUUAAGCAUGUAUUUUCUGUGCAAUAAUUUAAAUUGGAGAACGGAAUAUUGCUCAAUACAUGUUAUAAAGAUAAAGCCUUCAUGCAUUCAUUAAACACCAGCACAUUGAUCAUACAUUUAAAUUUGAGUAGCAAUCUUUUCUAUUUGAGUUGUAUCGUUCGCUAGUAUUUUUACUCUGACUAUACAAUUGACAAUUGAUAUUCAUAUAAGAUAUAUAAGAAAGCACUGGAUAAGUUAAAAUAUUAUAGCGAUUCCGAACAGUUCUGUUAGAGUGACAUGGGUUAGAAAGAAUUUAGACCCUUUUUUAAACGAGGAUUUCAUUUUCGUCAGAAACAUUAACUCAAGCUUGUAAGAACACAAAUAAAUGGUAAUUUGAAUGAUAGAUGUGUUUUUCUAUAAUCUAAAAUAUGAAAUAAAUAAAUAAAAAUAUAAAUAAAUAAAUGAUGGAUAAUUGCUGUGGCGCGUUGUAUCAUGUAUGAUUUUAAUAGCUUUACAUUACACUAUCAACUAUGAAAGAUGAUAAGUUCUAAGCUCGUAGUUCAACAUUUGUGCAGUUGCUUGGGAAUAAUGUUUAUCGCUACAAAAUCGCACGUAAUGUGUUUUACUAAUGUGUUACUAAUGUGUUAUGUAUUUUGGAUAGUUAAUGGUACUUAAUAAGGGAGGUUCUAUUAACAUGGCUUAUUCAAUAUAAGAAAUAUAAUUCAUAAUUUUGGAAUGAGGAAUGCUAAGUUUCACCGUAAUUGAUUUGCUUUUGGAAUUUUGAAUCUUCUUAUAAAUACUGUGCUUGUUUCAUCUACAUAAUUAUGCCUCAAAAUCUAUUAAGCAAAAUGAUUUGUAAGGUUGAGAGAUUAAAUACUUAGCUUCGAUUGCUAUAAUGCGUAUAAAAAUGUUUUUAAAAGAAUGAUUUGAAUUAUCUCAAUCACAAUGUUCAAUGUUAAUCUAUAAUACGUAAUGUUGUAUAAAUAAGACUGUCUAAUGCUGCACUCAGACGUCCGAGAGCGAAGUUCUUGUGUAAAGAGUCUCUACGUAGCCAGGACUGCAAAACCGGUAUGAUCGAGUAGUUUGUAAAGCAAAGGUAUAGAAUUUUUAUAUAAAUUAAUUGGCACACUCAGUUGUUUAAUUAUUUUUGAGUUAAAAUUAAAAUUUAAUAAAAAAAUUUAAAUUUCAUCUUAGCAUGAAAUCCUAAAUAUGCAAUGUUUAUCUCAAUUUCGCCUUAUGCAGCAGAGCCCACGACACGCUCUAACCUGCCGUUUAGUUUGUGUAGUUCAUUUAUCCGACUGAUUGUUUAAAUGCCGCUAAAAAGCAGCAUUCAUAUGUAGAAGGUAGUAUGCGAUCAUCUGCGAUAAUUUCUUAAUUUUUUUUUAAGAGAUAAGAAUAUGACCAAAUUGCCAGAGCAAAUCAAAUACGGUGAAACCGAUUAUGAAGCGAAU
This is a messenger RNA of Anopheles arabiensis, 3801 nucleotides long. RefSeq lists its product as uncharacterized. Lineage: Eukaryota; Metazoa; Arthropoda; Insecta; Diptera; Culicidae. The coding region runs from base 485 to 2086 and encodes 533 amino acids. The transcript has 7 exons. The record is from RefSeq and is a predicted model, not a curated record. Gene Ontology annotation, molecular function: protein binding.